This is a messenger RNA of Adineta steineri, 1575 nucleotides long. Lineage: Eukaryota; Metazoa; Rotifera; Eurotatoria; Adinetida; Adinetidae. The record is from the annotation of a GenBank genome assembly.
AUGCCUCUGGAAUCUUUACCGAAUGAAAUUUGGUUAAUUGUAUGUUCAUUUUUGAAAAUCAAAGAUGCUCUACGUGCAUUCGGAGAGUUGAACUAUCGAUUUAGUGGAAUAUUAAUCGAGCAUAUGAAGAGAUAUGGUUUUGAUUUUCGAUCUAUAUCAUUGACUGCGUUUAAAUUCAUGUGUGAACAAUUUAUACAAUCUAAUGCUAGUGCUAUGAAAAAAUUAUGUCUAUCCGAUGAUGAUGAAACACCCUAUGAAACGAAACUUUUUCUUCAAUAUGGUUUUACAUUUGAUAAAUUCAUAUCUUUGAAUUCUCUUACACUAUGUGAACUCCAAUCCGAUCAAAUUUGGCGAAGCUUAAACAAUGCGUCAUCUCAUCUCAUCAAUCUCACAAAUAUCAAAUUGAUUAUAUGUUCUAUUAGUUCCGAUCAUUAUAGCAUUUUCAACGAGAUCUGGAAGUUACCUAAACUGACAUGUGCUCAUUUAGAUAUGGCCUUCGGUUGUAGAUUAGUAAAUUUAAGAGAUAUGAUUACUCAUUCGAAAACUCUGAAAUAUUUAACUCUCCAGGGUAUUUACGGAUAUCGUUGUGAGCAUAUAAAUACAUUUUUAAAGUGUACUCCUGAUUUGGAAUUUUUGUCACUACGUAUGGAUGAUGGAAUGUUUUUUUUACCACAAUCUGUGAUGUUAUCACUGACUCAUGGUGAAUUUGUUGUUUACGGAGGUAGUGCUAUGUUAGACAACAUUUUAUACAAUGCGCCUAAUCUAUGUCAUUUGAAAAUCAGAAUAUCAAGCUACUGUAUUUAUGGGAAUCAAUGGGAAGAAAUAAUUAAAGAACAUCUACCAAAAUUGGAGACAUUUGCGUUUACAAUGAGUUUCAAUUGUCCUCCAUCUGAUUAUGAUCAGAAAAUGAAACAAUUAAUUGAAUCAUUUACGAAUCAAUUUUGGUUAAUUGAACGUAAAUGGUAUGUUCGUUUCUAUUCGAGCUGUUUCCCAGAUACGAGCCACAUUUAUUGUUAUACGAUUCCAUAUGUUUUUUCUGAUUACGAGUUUAAUUCAAGCCGAAGCUUGAUAAAAUCAACUUGCCCAAAUCCUAAUGACUAUUGGUCAUAUGAUUCUGUUGAAACAUUAAGAUUUAAUGAUAGAUCAUCACCACAGUCUUCUGAAAUGUGCCCACCAAUACGAUUUUUCAAUAUUCGUCAACUCAAAAUCAUCAGAAGCAAUACUGAUAAGUUUUGGUCGAUUGUUCGACAAUUAAACAAAUUAGAAUUCAUUGAAUUCAUUGACGCCAGUGAUUAUGGAAUUUCCCGUUCAUUUAUAGAAACUCUACUUAAUAAUCAUGCAAUUCAUCUUGAUUCGCUUAGUCUAUAUCCAGAAUUGUUGUUCUUAAAUAAGACAAAUAUUCGUCGACUCAAUAUCGAACCUUUAGUGUAUGAAUUACAUGAACAAUCAUGUCUCAAAUUAAGUCGAUCUGUACUUUUAAACCGUUGCGAAAUACUUUCGAUUAACAUACGUAAAAUAGAAUAUCUAUUACCAAUUAUACAAAAUGCAAACUACCUUCGAACACUUAAAAUUUAA